CGUUUUCUGGGCGAGGGUCGCAAAACGGGCGGUAUGCGAAUCCCCGGCCGUGACUGAGGCUUCUGGGGGCAGCAAGGCCGUCGCCGGUAGCGUCCGAAGAGGGCAAGUCGCCGCCGCCGCGCAGCUGGGGCAGUCCUGAGCUACUGUGUGGGUGGAGGGCUUUGAGGCCCGGCUCACCUUUCAAGCGGGGCAGAGGCGAGAAACGCGGCUCCUUCCAGCCGCCAGGUCCAGCCUCCUGCGAACCGGCGAGAGAGAGGGGCGGGCCUGCGCGCUAGCCGGGGUGGAGAAAGCGAGGGCUGGCCUUGGUAGGCUCAGCCCCCGUCGGUCGUGUUUACAUCCGUCUCGCUCGGGUUCCCCUCCGCGGCCUCGCCCGCCGGACUCCCCCCACCCUCACUUGCCCGAACCCACCACCUUCGCUCCCUCCAGGCCGGGUCAAUGCGGCGCUUUCCGCCGGGCCAUGGACACCAGCGACCUGUUCACCAGCUGCAAGAAGGGCGACGUUUGUCGCGUGCGAUACCUUCUUGAACAGAGAGAUGUUGAAAUCAAUGUCCGAGACAAAUGGGACAGUACCCCUUUUGGUUGAAAGACAACAUUGUGGGAUUGGUGAGAAUGUCUGCUGUCUGUGAGAUAUUAUGCUUGUCUCUGCGGACAUGAAGAACUUGUGCAAUAUCUUCUAGCGAGUGGUGCAAAAUGUGAAGCAAACACCUUCGAUGGUGAACGUUGCUUAUAUGGAGCUCUGAAUGAUACUAUUCGGCGAGUGUUGAAGGAAUAUAAGCAGAUCACAGCAAAGUGCAUGAAGAGGGAUUACUAUGAUGCAUUUCUUCAGCGGCUUCUAGAACAGGGUUACCACAGUGACAUUGUUUUUAUUGUUCAUGGGAAGUCUUUUUGUGCUCAUCGAUGUGUACUGGGUGCUCGAAGUGCAUAUUUUGCAGAAAUGUUUGAGACCAAGUGGAAGGGGAAGAAUGUCAUAGCACUGAAACAUCCAUUGAUCAAUCCAGCAGCCUUUAGUUCCCUUCUGCAAUACCUCUAUACAGGAUGUUUGGACAUAGAUGUAGAAUAUGUAAAUGACUGCAAGAGAUUGGCCAAACAAUGUCAGCUCCAAGAUCUCAUUGAAGACUUGGAAACCAAAUGUAAAAAGGUGUAUGAAUUUGUUUCUUCCAAGCCAGGCACCUGUGUAAAGGUACUUACAAUUGAACCAUCAGGUGAUUCAAGAUUGCAGGAAGACCUCGCUCUGUUAGCGGAGUGUGCCUUGCCAGCUGAAUUCAGGGUAGGGUUUGGAGAGUUGCCUUUUGAUAGCACCGAUAGCUUCAGUAGUUAUCCUGAUCUGUGUUUCCGAGUGUCAAACUGCAGUUUCCUGUGUCACAAGGCAUUUUUCUGUGGCCGAAGUGACUAUUUCAAAGCCCUUCUAGAGGACCACUUCUCGGAGAGUGAGGAGCUACAAACCCAACCCAGUAUCCCUGUGGUGACUCUUCACAACAUUUCAGAGGAGAUCUUCAUCAGAGUUCUAUAUUACAUCUAUAGUGAUGACACAGAGUUGUCUCCUGAAAACGCCUAUGAAGUGCUUUGUGUGGCCGAUAUGUAUUUGUUACCUGGGCUCAAGCGCCUGUGUGGGAGAAUUUUGGCACAGGUUCUAGAUGAAGACAGUGUUGUCAGCAUCUGGAAGAUUGCAAAGCUAUUCCAGCUGACCCGAUUGGAAGAUCAGUGCACAGAGUAUAUGGCAAGGAUAAUUGAGAAGUUAGUGGAGUUUGAGGAAUUUGCAGCAGCAGUGAAGGAGAAUGCUGAUGCCGUGGAGGAGCGGCAGGAGACGGACUCUAUUCCUCUUGUGGAUGACAUCCGUUUUCACAUAACCAGCAACGUUCAAACUUACAGUGCCAUUGAAGAGGCUAACCAGAAAUUAGAUGCCCUGGAUAAUCUUUUGGCUAGCAUAGGACUUGAAUGUUAACUUGGGAGAUUUUCCUGUGUCAUUAUAUGAAGUAUCAGUUCAGAGUUCAUUUCUGCAAAGUUCACCUCUUUUUCUCUCUCUCUUCGAUUUUCCGAUUUCUUUAUGUUUUAUUUAAGUUUCCCUUACGUUUUAUGUUACUGACUAUUGCAUCUGGAUUAAUAUUUUUCUUCUUCCAGGAAACAGGUCCCCAGAAGAAUCUGUAAUUUGAAAACAUGGUUAGGUGUAUGCUAUGUUGUUGAGGAAAAAUUUGUAUGUCUUAUGUAAUGAAUGUACUGUGUGGCAUACAACCAGUUACUGCAGUCCCCAAAAGCCCAAUGUAAAGAGGUCCAUCCUUCAGAAUAUUGCCAUUCCUGCUGGAUAAAGAAGGAAAUGAAAGCUUUUACUGAAUUAUAAGAAUAUGAAGUUGAUGGACUAGAAGCUGAGAUUGCCUGCUGUUAGUCUUGCAUUCUAAUCUUCCAGAUGUGCACACUGGAUCUCAGCAGACCCUCCGUUUUCUAAUCUAGCUGCCUUAUUCAUCAGGUGAUCAAGUUCAUUUACUUUUUUAAAAAAAACAACUUGUUCUUAUCCUUGAAAUAAAAUAUUUUGUCACCGUUAGGUGCAAAUGCAUGCCCCCCCCUUUUCCUGCUGUAUUGUAGGGGACAUUGAGACAUGGAAGUUUAGCAUAUCUGUAGACAGUAAUGAUCCUUUGAUUUUACUAUGAUUGGGGAUUCACUCAAGUGAUUCACGAAUGUUAGCAUGGAGUAUGUAUGUACAAGUAACUGUGUUGUACUUGCAUGAUACCACAAUGGACCGAUGGAGCAUUGUUUCCCUUUGCAGUGGAAGCAUAAAUUUGUUUUGUGCAGAUGCCAAUAUUGUGAGGGAAUAGAAGGUGUUAUCUUGCUAACUAGUUCUACCCUUUGAUAUAUUGAAUGGCAGAUGGGAAUAUAUUCGCAUGGCAUAGUCUACACCAGGGGUGUCAAGCUCUCGGCGUCACAUUGUCGUCACGUGAUAUAUCGCAACUUUCCCCCCCUUUGCUAAACCAGGGGUGGGUGUGGCCAGCGCGUGACACAUCUGGUCUGCAGGCCGUGAGUUUGAUACCCCUGGCCUACACAGUGCAAUAUUUUAAGGUAUACAUCGUUUGAAUUAAGUCAGUUCACAUUAAGGUCACCUAGGUGAAGGUCUGUAUGAAAAUUUACCAUUCUGUUGUUGGAUGCAGUGAGGUGUGGGUUGUCCAUAUGUACACAGUUCUAAUAUCUACAAUCACCUGUUGAUAACAGGUGUUCUGGCUGUAUGUAAUUGAUUGGCAGGUUUCCUAAAUGAGAUUACUGCUGUUCCCCCAUUCUGUAUAUAUUAAAUCUAAGGUAUAUAUAGAUAAUGCAUGAGAUUAGUUUAAUUACUAAAUUCAGAACAGCAUAGCAGAGACAUAGAGGUGUCCUGAACUACUAUUUGUCAAGUUUUCUACCUGACCUUUCAUAAUCUGCAUCAUCAUGCCAUAUUUACAUGUUGCACAGAAAAAGAAUUAAGAUUCUGGUUAUUAAGAUCUUUAGUCUGAAGGAAAAUGUGUCUCACCACCGUCCAGUUCAUUAUGUUCUUUGUUACUGCCUCCCUCCCCCCAUUAAUAUGAAUGAUAGAUAGAAAAUGCAUACUGGGCAUUCAGAGAGGGGGAGGGGAGGGAUGGGAAAUGCAGUAAAUCGAGUGCUUAAUAUAGAAACCAUACUAGAUAGACCAGCCAGGGUUCUAUGUCACCCAACCACUCUAGAAUUAUGUGCUCAUCAUUAGAGAAAUUUGACAAGGAAAAAACUAAAUCCUAUUUGGCUUAUCCUGACUGUAUGAGGCAAUAUUGUUCCUAUACUAUAGUAAUACUGUUAGUGUUACAGCAAUUGCAAUGGUAGAUUAACUUUAGUGAGACAUCGAUGCAACAAAAAUGAUGUUGGACUCUAGCACAGUUUUCCAUGCACUGAUAACUCUUUACACGUAAGAUCAAGAAGUUGUGUAUUCUUAAUACUAUGUCAAGGAAAGCACACCUCUUAAAGGAAUGGUGUUUAUUUAAAAGCAUGUGGAACUACCGUAGACUUGUUAUUCACAAGUCAUAAAUAAAAGCCUGGCCAGCAUUUUUCUUUUCCUGCAUUUUACUAGGAAAAUGAAGGGAACUAAAAUGCUGAAUUUCUUGACAUUUCUUUUUGGCAAACAUCUUUGGCAAAUAUAGAACCUUUCUUGUACCAAUUUAUAAGCCCCCUCCAGUGAAUAAAUGGACAUCAUACUGGAAUAAAUCAUAACAACCUUUUCUACUUCCAUUUUUUAUUUGAAACAGUAAAUUAUUGGAACAAAAACAAAGCACAGUAAGCUUUUUUAUACAUAGCAUCCUAAUGUUCUCUUCCUUGCAAGUAUCUGAUAAAGUUAACAUGAUAUAAGCACAGAAAAUUACUACUAGUAAUUGCGAUUGGUGGUGUUUUUAAAAAAAAAUUAAAAGACUUUUUAAAAAUAUUGUCAAGUGAAGAUCCACUUAAUUUUUAGAUAGGCAGUGAAGGUGGCUGAACAAAGCUUUGUUUAUAUGGUAAACAAGAAUGGUAAAUAAAUUCAGAAUGAAUUACCAGUAUUACUGUGUUUGGAAGCUGCUUCUCAGUACAGCUCCUUGAUGAGCUUUCCCUUUGCUCUGUCUUGUAUUUUAUUGGUUGCCCUUGUAUAAAUCAGAGUUGUGAAUAAAAAGAGACUAAUACCUAUUUAACAUAUUGUGAAAAGUCACCUUCCUUAAAUCCAAAGAAGUUAGGAAAACAACGUAUCUCUAAUUAUUUAUUGUAUAGUCUUCUUGGCUAUUAAUUGCAUUGUAAAAAGUUUAAAUGUCAGACUUCUUACUAUUAUGAACUUACUUUUAACCUGGUCCUCUGUUAUUUAAAAUAAGGAGAAUGUAAAGCUUUACAGAAUGGCAAUAUAAUUAUAUAUUUAAAAGCUUAAUAUAUAAGCAUGUGUGCAGCAAUAAAGAGUCUAUUUCAUUAA
This is a messenger RNA of Ahaetulla prasina, 4915 nucleotides long. RefSeq names its product ankyrin repeat and BTB domain containing 1 (gene ABTB1). Gene Ontology annotation, cellular component: ubiquitin ligase complex; cytoplasm. Gene Ontology annotation, molecular function: protein binding. The record is from RefSeq and is a predicted model, not a curated record. The coding region runs from base 794 to 1942 and encodes 382 amino acids. The transcript is spliced from 13 exons. Lineage: Eukaryota; Metazoa; Chordata; Lepidosauria; Squamata; Colubridae.